UCCAUUCCAAUUUCCAUCCAUUUGUGAGAAUUCAGAAUUGUGACUUGACUUGACUUUGCGAGUUGAGUUGUUGAGUUGUGGUGAUCAGAAAGUUGUUGUACUGUGAAGUGUUUGUCUCUCAACAAAAGGAAAAAUAUCCAACUACCAAAAAAGUAUAAAUUUUAUUUCGUGAUACUUUUUGCCUUCCCUGACUCAUUUUUCUGCAAUUAAAAUGGUUUCCACUCCAAUAACCAGUGAACAAUUGGACAAGUGGCGUAAGGAAUUCUAUAGUGAGCCAAAAAAUUUGCUCGCACAAAAUGUCUGCUCUCGAGGUGAUCCCUUUGAUGUGGCUUUGUCACGUCCAGUUUUGCAAAAUACCAAUCAUGUAUUCACCCAUAAGGUUGAGAGUGAGGGUAAGCCUAUUACAAACCAAAAAAGCUCAGGAAGGUGUUGGUUGUUUGCAGCACUGAAUUGCAUUCGUGUUCCAUUCAUGAAAUCCCUAACUCUCGAUGAGUUCGAGUUCUCCCAAGGUUAUCUAUUCUAUUGGGACAAGAUUGAGAGAUGUAACUAUUUCCUGAACAAUAUUGUGAAGACGGCAGAACGAGGUGAAAAUGUUGAUGGUCGCUUGGUAUCAUUUCUAUUGAAUGAUCCAACAUGUGAUGGUGGUCAGUGGGAUAUGUUAGUUAAUCUAAUCACAAAACAUGGCCUUAUGCCAAAGAAAUGCUUUCCAGAGAGCUACAGCUGCGAGGCCAGUAUGCGUAUGAAUGCCAUUCUCAAAAGUAAACUAAGAGAGUAUGCCAAAAAUUUACGAGAACUUCAUGCAUCAAGUCCAGCUGAAGGUGCCCUCGAGGCAGCUAUUCAAACAAUGAUGGGAGAAAUUUAUAAAAUUGUUGGCAUUUGUUUGGGAAUACCACCUCAGACGUUCACAUGGGAAUAUUAUGAUAAGAGUAAGAAUUUCCUCAGUGUUGGCCCAAUAACUCCACUCGAGUUUUAUAAUCAACGUGUUAAGCCAAUUUUUAAUGUUGAGGAUAAGGUUUGUCUUGUGACUGAUCCACGUCCCACAAGCAGUUAUGAUACCGCCUAUACAGUAGAUUGUUUGGGCAACGUUGUUGGUGGUCGUCCAGUUUUGUAUAACAAUCAACCAGUUGAACUUUUAAUGACAGUUGUAACAGAGAGUUUAAAGAAGGGUGAACCAGUUUGGUUUGGCUGUGAAGUAAGCAAGCGAUUUGCUUCUAAACAAGGCAUUGAAGAUCUUACGAUACAUGAUUUCAAAUUGGUGUUUGAUGUUGACAUCCAAAUCACUCUUCCCAAAGCAGAUCGUCUUCUGUAUGGCGAGUCAGCAAUGACUCAUGCUAUGGUCUUUACUGCUGUAUCUGUGGAUGCUAAAGGCAAUCCAACCAAAUUUCGCGUUGAAAACUCCUGGGGUGAAGAUCGUGGUGAAAAGGGAUAUCUUGUUAUGACGGCUGAUUGGUUCAAAGAAUUUGGAUUCGAAGUUGUUGUGGAUAAAAGUGUUGUUCCAAAGGAAACUCUUAAAGUAUUCGAUAUGAAACCAAUUGUGCUUCCAGCGUGGGAUCCCAUGGGAACCCUUGCUCAAUAAAUAAAAAAAAAAUCCAAAUUCAUCACAAGAAUAUUAACAUUUAAAAAAAUCAAUACAAGAAACUAUAAUUCUUUUAAAAUAAAACAAGUCAAGAAAAACCUGCAUUUCGCAUACUAAAAUUCAAUUGAAUGCCAUUUCUUUUUUUAUCGAUACAAAAAGAUGAUGUUAUUUAUGAAGAAGAAAUAAAUUAUAAAUUAAAAACAAAAUAUUUUAUACAAUUAUGUUGAUAGAAAGAAUAAAAAUUUAUUGAAUUAAUUUUUAAA
Molecule: messenger RNA, 1839 nt
Organism: Eupeodes corollae
Lineage: Eukaryota; Metazoa; Arthropoda; Insecta; Diptera; Syrphidae
Product: bleomycin hydrolase
Exons: 9
Coding region: 212-1576 (454 amino acids)
Biological process (GO): proteolysis; L-homocysteine catabolic process; response to toxic substance
Cellular component (GO): cytoplasm
Molecular function (GO): cysteine-type aminopeptidase activity
Source: RefSeq, a predicted model, not a curated record